Molecule: messenger RNA, 4830 nt
Organism: Poeciliopsis prolifica (blackstripe livebearer)
Lineage: Eukaryota; Metazoa; Chordata; Actinopteri; Cyprinodontiformes; Poeciliidae
Gene: cnstb
Product: consortin, connexin sorting protein b
Exons: 12
Coding region: 971-2092 (373 amino acids)
Biological process (GO): positive regulation of Golgi to plasma membrane protein transport
Cellular component (GO): plasma membrane; transport vesicle; trans-Golgi network
Molecular function (GO): connexin binding
Source: RefSeq, a predicted model, not a curated record
UCCAUCCAUCCAUCCAUCCAUCCAUCCAUCCAUCCAUCCAUCCAUCCAUCCAUCCAUCCAUCCAUCCUCACAGUGUCCUAAUCACCAGACGCUUGCGCAGGCCGGUGCCGUGGCUGUUUGGGUUACAGUAACACCGGAAGUGGUGAUUAUUCCUGCGGUCGUAACGGAGACGGAGGCGCUUUAAACUCGGUACCCUACUUUUAGGUGUCUCACCUAUGAUGCUGGCAGAAGGACGCGCAGCUCCGUCCUGCCCUGUAAGGUCAGUGUCUGGUGUUCAUUAUCAAUAUGGAACACAUUUGGACCGGACUGACAGGCUCGGCUGUAAUAAACAAAGUCGUUAAAACGGCUGGGGGCGCGAGCUGCAGUUGUGUCACGGGCGCGUGCACGUGCACGUGCGCUUCCCCCCGGGAGCUACCACCCUGCUGUUUGGUUCCUCUGAAAGGAUCGUCGGGAUGAAAUAUCCAGGAAAUGCGGCGGGAAGAGUCGGGAAGACUUCCUAGACUGAAGUGGAAAUAUUUCACUUUUAUGCAUGAGCAGAGCAGUGCGUUAUCCAGCUGAAGAACAUACUGUGCAACAUAUUUCAUAACCAAGGACGACUGGUGGAAGGAAUUGAAGCGAAGAGGAAGGCAGAAAUCCAGCUGCAGUUGGCCUCAGCGCCACAUUUAUGAACAUUUCAGCUUCCCUUUGUUCUUCUGGCCACCCAGGAGGAUUGAAUACACACCCUGUCCACAGUGGAUCACUGGAGCGCCCCUUAAAUUUGCCCCCUCCCCGCCUCCCUCCUCCUGUGGGCUGUAUGGCAGAGUAAAUUUCCCAAAGUAAUUUCCUUAUCUCUGCUCUGAGGAAGUGUUCCCAUAAACUCAGAGCAGUUCAUGUUUUCCCAAGGGAGCUGAAACGAAGAGAACCUGCCUGGAACGGGUUCUCUCUGCAACUUUAGGAACUUUAAGAGUAAACUCUGGCCCAGGCGCAGGGGAUGGGGAACAAAAACGCCGUUCCACCGAGAGGUUCUGGAGGCGGGGUCACUGGGAAGGAAGACGCAGCAUUGGUCAGCAGCGCUACAGGAGGCGUCGCCGCAGAUGAAGCUCAGAGCCCCAGUCCGGAGCUGCUGGCCUCCCUGCAGGCCCUGGGAGAAAAUGACGACUACACUCUGCUGCCGCAAUCCCUGCACCAGAUCGCAGAGACCUACUCACUGAGGCAGGAGCACCAGUGGGCCAUUCGGUUCCUACGGUUGGAGAAGCUGUACCAUGAACGUGUGCUCUCUAAUCUCACAGCCCUGCAGGAGAAAUGGGAGAGUGAGUUCAAUGAGGAGGACGGGGAGAGCCGGGUGCCUCCGGAAGAAGACGGCGUCAGCCGGAAACACAUCGAGAAGCUGAGGCACAUCUGCAAAACACACCACAGACCAUCCUUCAGCCCGGACCAGAAAAACCUGAACUUCAUAGACACUCAGAUUGGGACGGAAACUCUGCAGUCUCGUCAUGGUAAAGCCAACACCCAGAGCAUGAUCUCCCAGUCAGACGUUUCCUCACUACAGAGGGAGGAAGAGAAAGAGCGGCAGGACGAAGGGGAAGAGGAGCUCGAGGAAGGGCAGGAAGUGGAAGCAGAGGAGCGGGAAGUGGAAGCAGAGGAGCACGCGGCGCAGGGCGAGGACACGCCGGAGGAAGAGGAGGUGAAGGUGGAGUGGCCGGCAGGAGUAGCGCAGGCGUCGGACAAAGUCCUGGCCAAACUCUCCAUCGCCGAGGGCAGCUCCUCCCCGGACGGCCUGGUGUCCAUCCUGAAGAGGAGGCGAGCCUCGCUGGACGGACUUCCUCCUCCGAGCGCCGCCGCCGACAAACAGACGUCCAAACGCAAAGUUCGCUUCAGCGAACCAGAGGACGGCGUAGACCAAGAUGACGUCGGCGCAGACUCCUGUCUCAUCCUGCUGCUGCUGUGCCUGGUCACCGUGGUGAUCAGCAUUGGCGGGACUGCGUUCUACUGCACUCUGGCGGACACUUACUCCAACAUCUGCACCGACUUCACUCAGAACGUCGACUUCUACGUCACGAACGCGCGGGGCUUCCUGAAAGGGCUCGGACAAUGGCUCCCCCUGCAGACUUAGGGCCAGCCGGGAUUCAACGCUCUGCGGGCGCCACGGAAGAGGCUUAAACCUGACGGGACCUCCAGAAUCAGCGACAACCUUCACUGCUGCUGCUGAUCCACAGAGUCUGAAUCUCACUGGUCACUGGACAUGUAUGUACACCGGGCCUUGCAGAAGAAUUCACAACCAUAAACUUUUCCAGGUGAUCAUUGUGUUCAUUGCUUCAGAGACGUUUAAUGGGAUUUUAUGAGACAGACUUCAACAUAGUGAACAAUUGUAAGGUGGAAGAAAAAUUAAACAUUAUUGUUUAAAGCAUAUGUCUUUAUACAUUUAAAAUAAGACAAAAAUAUCAGGACAUACAAGUGUGUUUUGAGUCAAUUAUUCCUUAAUAUUGAUUAUAAAUUAGUUCCAAUGGCAGAUUAUUUCACUUGAAGCAUGGGGGAAAUGUCUUGUUAUAAAUGAAGUAAUCUGCCAGCAGAGAUUUUUUAGUCAUUAUUGAGGAAUCAUUGACUGAAAAAUUACUUGUAGAAGCUUUUAUUGUCUCAGAAACUAUAUGUAGAAAAAAUACUUGGUAAGAUUUUGUGCUUUUCUUGUGUUCUAGUCAUUUGGCAAGAAAUUCUGCUUACGUAUGAAGGCACCUGCAACUUUUUGUCACUCUCCACUAUAACAAUCCCAGACUAUAACCUGACAUCAAGUAAGUCUGAGGCAACAGAGGAGAAGAAGUGAGAAACACUGCCACCUGCAGGUUGGAGUCAGCAUCACUUAAAUUUGUUUUUGACCAUUUUUGCAGAAAAUUUGCCAUGAACUCAAAAUUAUGAGUUAGCGCAAAGAAGUGUGGGAGAAUUUGUUGAAGUAAAAAUAAAGCACUCCCUUAGCAUGACACUGCCCCCACCAUCUUGUGUCGUGUGGUUGGUGUGUUCGUGGAGGUGUGCAAUGUCAGUUUUUCCACAUCUUUCUUCUCAUCACUAAAAAAAUCCAAAUGCUGAAUCCAAAUGCACUUUUCUUUUUUUUUUUUUGUUAAAAAAAAAUUUGUAAGAAAUUUUUUUUCUUCCACUAAACAAUCACAUGCAAAUCUGUAGGUCUGUCACAUGACAAAAUUAGAUUUUUGGUCAUUUUGGAACAAAAUGCUUGGGAAAGUUUCACGGUUAUCUUCUGCGAGGCAGUGAAACUGAACCGGUGCGCCGUCUGUCAAAACCAACCACUUCACCUCAGAAGAGAAACAUUUUAAUGCACCGUUGUUGUAAAUAAACCGUAAGCAGGUUAUGGUCAGCCUCAGCAGAAGUCAUAGAUGUGUCUUGUCUUUUCGCCACGUUCUUGCAGCAACUGUGUGACUUGAAAUGUUUUCUCAGAGAAGCUGCCUUGACUGUUUCUCUGUCAUUUUUAAAGCUUUAUUAUUCCUCCCACCAGAAUGACUUGUUUUUGUGUCAUUUUUAUCUUCGGCCUACCUCUCUCUGGAUCAUUUCCGUCUUUUCUAAUAGGAAGGAACGCUGCACAUUGUGUUCUUUUGGAUCAACUCUGACAGCAGCUACUGUUUUCUAAACAGCUUCCAAACAACACGCUUCCCUCAUUGAAGGUGCUUCGUUCUGACUUUACUCCUACAAUCACAAUCUGCACCAAUCAGAUGUGGAGACAUUCUCUGCGUUUUUACUUAAUGUCUUCAUAUUCCUCAUGCAGCUUUACUGCAGCAGGAGUCAUGAGCACAUAUGAGUGUCUUCUUUAAGAUGGUCACUGUGGUUGUGAAGAAAAAUGUAUUUUUACCCUAAAUUUUCCAAUAUUCAUUAUAGAUGAAUACUUCUGGUGUCAAGUCAUACACAAUUAGGACCGACUUGAAUUUACAAGACGGCCUCCAUGGUUGCCAUGGAAAGAAUCAUUUUUUCACCAAAAUUAGCAAUUGGAUGAAUGUGUUUGCUGUCAACAUAAAAUAAAUAAAUAAAAAUGGCUAUGUAUUUUGAACAAUAGAAACCAUAAAUCACACAAAUUUUCUUGAUUUUGUGUCUCCUUUUUUCUGUGGACAUUUUUCAAAAUGGCCCCCAUGGUCUGAUAUGUUUGCACUAAACUCAGCAGCAGUUUUUGGAAACGGUGGCACCACCGGCCAAAAUGCUCCACUGAUUGGCUGAGAAACAUUAGCGGACGCUAACGCUAACUAGUCUUCGGUCUGCUAGUCGUUAACUGGAAGGAGAUGAAGAUGAUGACACAAACAGCAAAGUCUUCAGUUACAGUUUUAGCGUCUGAUAUUGCUACAUUAAUGUUGUCUGGAUAUGAUGACCAGAACCAGAAACAUUAUGUAACAUAAAGUUACAUAACACCAAUGUCAGUCCUGACAUUGGGUGGCAUUUUAUAGCAAUAAGUCGUUUAAAAAGGUCAAAAAUGGCCGUCCUGAUGAAAUUUGGAAAAUAUGAGAAACAUGCCACCUGAGGGGUGAAAGUGUCAACUUUACAACUUGAUUCCGCACUUCAAAGAUUUUUACAGCGACAUGCUUCCCUGCUGUCAGAUAACUGGACAGACAUGCAUUUUAUUCAAACGAAUUCGACUUCGACAAAAUUCAGAUUUGUGCAAAAUAAGAUAUAAGAUCUGUGUCGUCCUUGUCUGUUGUUGUCUGAUCAGGUCCGUUAUGAUACAGUGAGGACUCUGGGUUUUCAUCUCAUCUUCUUUAAAGUGUUUUCAUAAAAAUUGUCCUGGUUUAAGACAGAACACCAUUUUAAAUGUGAAGCAUUAAAACAAAUAUGUGUUUAGUAGUUUUUUUUGUGUGUGUGUGUGUG